This is a messenger RNA of Aphidius gifuensis, 3459 nucleotides long. RefSeq names its product serine protease svh-1-like. The record is from RefSeq and is a predicted model, not a curated record. Gene Ontology annotation, biological process: proteolysis. Lineage: Eukaryota; Metazoa; Arthropoda; Insecta; Hymenoptera; Braconidae. Gene Ontology annotation, cellular component: membrane. Gene Ontology annotation, molecular function: serine-type endopeptidase activity; protein binding.
UACAAUUCUGAUAAAUUUAAUGUUGAAAAUACUUGGGAGGGUCAUUCAAUAGUUGAAAACAAAACGAAAAGUGUUAAUAAUUCUGUAACAAUGAAGGUUAAUGCUAAAAAUAUUGAUGUUGAUAUGUUUAAUAUCAAAUAUAUACCAUGGCAUGAAGAGGAACCAGCAUUUCCAGUACAUUUUAUUCCUUCAGUUGCAUCCCUUGGACAGCAAGAUGAAUUUAUGCCUUUAAUUCCGUUGUCUGGACAGAGUCUUCGAUUGAGAGGCGGAACGAGUGCCAGAGAAGGUUACUUGGAAGUUCAAGGUAUCCAUCCUGGCUGGGGAGUUGUUUGCGACAAUCAAAGUGGAUGGACAUUGAAAGAAGGUCAUAUCGUCUGUCGUCAAUUAGGAUACACCAGAGGUGCAGAAACCGUCUGGCAAGGUCGCAACAAAAACAAAAAUAUUCCAAACUGGAUCGCAACAACGAGUGUCCAUUGUGAAGGUAACGAAACUAAAUUCCAAACUUGCAAAUUUAUCCAUGGCUCAAAGUGUAAUAUCCAACGAGAUGCCGUUGGAAUCAGCUGUCUUCCGAAUCAUCUAGCAUAUUGCAACAAAGACGAAACUCCUCACGGUGGGAAUUGCUAUCAUUUGGCUGAUCCAAAAUCUGGAUUGAAUCAUGCAGAAGCAUUGGGGUACUGCGUUAAAAGAAACUCUAGACUUGUUGAUAUUGUGAGUCAGAAUGAAAAUAAUUUCUUAUCUGAGUGGUUGACAAACGCUUAUCCAAGGGUGGAAUCGGUGAUGACAGCUGGAGUCGGAUUUACAAUGAUGGGCAAAACAUUUUGGAUCUGGGAAGAUUUAUCGAAAGCAAUGUUCAAGUUUUCAAAAUGGUGGCCAGGUUGGGAGGAAAAAAUACCACCAUCAACUGGAUUACGACCAACUUGUAUUAUCAUGAGAAAUAAGUACCCUUGUUAUAAUAAUCCACUUGAAAACUGUACAGCAGAAUAUUUCUUUUGGGAUCAUGAAGAUUGUGCCACCCCGAUGAAAGAGCACUCGUAUAUUUGCAAAAGACCGUACAAUAAUAUUGGCUGCAUCAGUGAUAAAGAUAAGCAAUAUAUUGGCAAAGCAAACGUCACAGAAUCAGGAAAAUCUUGUUUAUAUUGGGGUGACAAAAAUAACUCUUAUUUAUUGAGCAUUCAUGUACCAGAUUAUGAGAUCAGACAAAAAUUGAAAUCUCAUAAUUACUGUAGAAACACAAAUUCAUUGAAAGACUCAAGACCCUGGUGCUUUACUGGUCCAUCAGUUAAACGAGAAUACUGUGAUAUUCCACAAUGUAAAUUAAUCGGUACAACUCGUUCGUUAACUAAAAGAGAAUGCAGGAAAAGUGAAUUUGAGUGUAGUCCGAAAAAUUGUAUACCAGUUGAAUGGGUUUGUGACUAUGAACGAGAUUGUCCAAAUGGAAAAGAUGAAUUUUCUUGUGUGCGACAUCUCGAUGACUUCACAAAGAUACCAGGUCAUCGAUUGGUGGGAUAUGAUGUUGAAAAAUGGAUGUAUAUGCUGCCUGAUGCAUGUGCUCUGAGAUGCAAAGAAGUGAAUUUCACUUGUCGUUCUUUCUCCCAUAAAUCAGAAGACAAUACGUGUCUCUUGAGUAGUGAUAAUCUUGGUACAACUGGUGCUUUGAAAGCUGAUGCUGAUUAUACUUAUUUUGAAAUGUCAUCAAGGGCAAUUAACUGUGAUCGUAAAUUCAUUUGUGAUAAUAAAAAAUGCAUAAACCAAACAGAAGUAUGCGAUGGAAAAAAUAAUUGUGGUGAUCGAUCUGAUGAAAAUAUUUGUACAGCUGAAAACCUUGAUUAUGGAAUUCGGUUGGGUGGUUCAGAUAAUAAAUACGAAGGAAGGGUUGAAGUCAAAGUUUUCGGUCACUGGGGUCAAGUUUGUGAUGAUGGCUUUGGCAUGAUUGACGCUGAAGUAAUAUGCAAAGAACUUGGUUUCAAUUUUGGCGCUCUAAAAGUUAGACCAGGAGGUUUUUUCGGAAAUCUCGAUCCCCCAACUCGAUUUACUGUUGAUCAACUCCGCUGUACUGGCAAUGAAACAUCUCUACGUGAAUGUGAUUUCGAUGGAUGGGGUGUUCACAACUGCCAACCAGAAGAAGCAGCAGGUAUUGUCUGCAAAAUAGGUGUUAACACUUGCGAGGAGGGUCAGUGGAAAUGCGACAACAGUCCAACAUGUAUUCCCACUAGAUAUAUUUGUGAUGAAGUUACUGAUUGUCCUGAUGGAUCUGAUGAAAGUACACUUCACUGUAAUGCAUCUUUUGUCAUACGAUUAGUCAAUGGAAGUAGUCCAUCCGAAGGUCGAGUUGAAAUUCGUCAUCACGGUGUCUGGGGUACAAUAUGCGAUGAUGAUUUUUCCAAUGCAAAUGCUAAAGUUAUUUGCAACUCGUUAGGAUAUACAGGUUCAGCUGUUGCUAUAAAAAAUGGAUUCUUCGGAUAUGGAACAGGACCUAUUUGGCUAGAUGAUGUCGUUUGCCAUGGUAAUGAAACCCAGCUUUAUCAUUGUGAACAUAAAAGUUGGGGUGUUCACAAUUGUAAUCACGAUGAAGAUGCCAGUGUCAUUUGUGGUGACAUAGCAGUUAAUUAUGUCGAGGCCAACUUUGUUGUGGAAAAGAGUAUUAAAGAUAUACUACCAAGCAUUUGUGGUAAAAGAGCGGAAGAUUUUGCUAACGAAGAUGAAUUUUUAAAAAAAGUUGUUAGAGGCUCAAUUGCGCCAAAAGAUUCAUAUCCUUGGCAGGCGAGUAUACGGGUACGGGGUCAGAGUCGAUCAAAUCAUUGGUGCGGUGCUGUUGUAAUUUCCUCUCUUCAUGUGUUAACAGCAGCUCAUUGUCUGGAAGGUUACAACAAAGGCACUUAUUUCGUUCGAGCUGGUGACUACAACACAGAGCUCGACGAAGGGACAGAAGCCGAUGCCAACAUUGAAGACUUUUAUAUUCACGAAGAAUUUAGAAAAGGCACAAGAAUAAACAAUGAUAUUGCUCUUGUUCUUCUUAAAGGACGUGGUUUCAAACUGAGCCAACACAUAAUGCCCAUAUGUUUGCCCCUGAAAAAUACAGAAUAUUCCAGUGGACUUAACUGCACAAUAAGUGGAUUCGGCAGUAUCGAAACUGGACGUUCAUUAAACUCAAAUGAUCUACGUUUUGGCUGGAUUCCACUCAUUCAUCAAAAUAUUUGUCGAGCUGAUUAUAUUUAUGGUGAAAAAUCGAUAAAAGAUGGAAUGGUAUGUGCUGGUUAUCUCGAUGAAAAUGUUGAUGCAUGUGAUGGUGAUUCUGGUGGACCACUUGCUUGUCAUUACAAUGGGUUUUUUACACUCUUCGGAAUAACUAGUUGGGGACAGCAUUGUGGAAAAAUAAAUAAACCUGGAGUCUAUGUUCGUGUUUCGUAUUAUCGUGAUUGGAUUGAUCGUAAAAUACGUGAUUCCUUGAUAGGAAGAUAA